Messenger RNA from Pseudonaja textilis, 1973 nucleotides. NCBI's taxonomy places the organism in Eukaryota, Metazoa, Chordata, Lepidosauria, Squamata, Elapidae. The record is from RefSeq and is a predicted model, not a curated record.
AUGCCCUAUAAAAAUAACACCCAGAAUUUGAAUGAGGAUGAUUACAAGUAUAUGGGCAUCCUUCCUACUGAUGACAUCAAGUGCACUAAAGUCAAGAAGAAGAUUAAAAGCGAAUACAUCAAAAGAAUGAAGAUCUUAACAUUCAAACUCAGUGGAGGAAAUACCAUCAAGGAAGAUGGCGAAGACAGGUAUCGCAAAUACAGCUAUGAGCAACCAAAGUCCCCAUAUCAGAUGUCCGACAAUGGUGAAUGUAGAGGGAAUGGAUUCAACCGGAGCUCAGAGGUGCCUUUCAAAGGUGGGAAAAGGCCAAGUGGAGCAGGAGUGGUGGCAACCACAGUGGCUUCCGAUGAGCCCAUUGGGAAGUUCAACACCCAGGCUAUGAAAGGAUUGGUCUCUCCAGCUUACAGUGUUAGUGAAGCCCCACUGAGGGCUAGUGAGAGCUUUGAGAAAUUCACUCCUCCGGCUGCCAAUGGGGAGCAUGAGGGAGACUCCUUUGCUCUAAGGAUGCAGCCCAAAACAACAGCAUUCAGUGGUGACAACAGCAGCCAGCCAGUAGAAGAACAGCUGAAAACCAUGGACCCUUUCAUUCUGGAAUUGGUGAACAACAAAGUAAUUGACUGCGGCCCUCCAGUCCAGUGGACGGACAUUGCAGGACAAGUCUCUGUCAAAGCUGCCAUUGAAGAAGAGCUUGUGUGGCCCAUCCUGAGGCCUGGUGCAUAUACUGGUGCAAACCAACCACCCAGAACCAUCCUGCUCUUUGGGCCUCGUGGUGUAGGGAAGACCCUGCUGAGCAGGUGCAUUUCUACCCAGCUGGGAUCUACCCUGUUGAAGCUCAGUGGCACAGCCUUGGUCUCCAAGUGGAAGGCUGAGGCAGAGAAAAUCCUACAGACCACUUUCUUCAUAUCCAGCUGUCGGCAGCCUGCUGUCAUUCUCCUCACCGAUGUGGAAUCUGUUUUAGAAGACGCUGCCAUCUCGAAGUCCCAGUUGCUCACCUACCUGGACAAGCUUGCUACCUCCGCUGAGCAGAAUGUGGUUGUCAUAGCAACCACCACCAGGCCUGGUAAUCUGGAUGAAGCCACCCAAAGAAGGUUUGCCAAACGUUUUUACAUCUCCCCGCCAGACAGCAUUGCAAGGCGGCAGAUUCUGCACCAUGCUUUAGCUCAGCAAAACUACUGUCUCAGCGAGAGGGAGAUGGCCUCCAUUGUCCAACUUACUGAAAGCUACUCGGGCAGUGAGCUCCUCCAGCUCUGUCAGCAGGCAGGGACCAAUAAACUGCAUAGCCUGCCAGGCCAACUUCAACCCACCUCCUACAAGGAUUUUGAAAGCGUUUUCUGCAAAAUCCACCCUGCUGUUUCUCAGAAGGAGCUGGACUUGUAUGUGGAAUGGGAUAAAAUGUAUGGCUCUCACAAUUAGUGGGGAAGCUCCUGUUCCUCUUUCCAAAUAAUCUUUAAUCUGUUUGAGAGGAAGCCACUGGAAGCAUUGAAUUCUUGGUUUGCUCUUAAAGGUCUUGGGGCGCUGCAGGUUCCAGUUUCUGAGAGUCUCAUUCCUCUUUCCGUAUGAAAAUGGGGGAAAGGAUGAGAUGUAGUUUUCAUCUCUUAAAAAAAAAAGCCACACCAAUUGGAUGCAAGUCCUCCCCUAGACUGACUGACAUGCAGCUUGUUUUUUUAAAAAAAAUGUCUGAAAGUUUAUGUGGUGGUUGUCAGGUCUCUAUGUUAAUGAAAAGUAGUUGCUCAAUGAACUCAGGAUAACCUAUUUAUUAUUGAUCUGUUCUUCUAAUCAACCCUUUCCAGCCAGCAUUGUAAAAUAUUCUGCCAGGUAUUACCCCUUUCCCAGCUCCUUUGUAAUGCUGCACACCUCAAACACUUCUGUCUGACUCUUCUAUUGCAGCCUCUUUCCAUCUUUUUACCCUGAAGAAACCCUUGAAAUAAUGUUCAGGUCUCAGGGAAGCCCUGCAUAAAAAUAGCAAAAAAAAA